CCUUAACUUUCAGCUAUAUAUUAGUAGUCCCUUACGGGAGAGUUGUCAUUCCUCACCUCUCAGGGAUCUCCCCAUCGACUAAAGCUACAUCUUCCCCUUUUCCUUUCUCAGUGAGUUGGCUGCUUCUGUUACAAAUGGACAACUCAGCCUUUGAGAUGCAUGAAGAUGCAGCACAGAAUACUUUUUCUACGAGGAAGAUGGACACCAUCUCCAGAAUGGAGAAGAAGAGGCAGUGGUCACUGAUGAGCGUUUUCCUGGUGUGUCUCUUGGCCUGUACUGUCACCACGGCAGUAGGAGUACUGAUACUUUCCUUGGUUUAUGUUCACAACUCUCAGCCACAUUCACAAGUCCACCUGGAAGUCGGGCCUCUGCAAACAACGGUUCCCAUAGUGCAAAAGGCUGUUGAUCCAAAAUACCAGUUUCUUAAUCAUUUGCCUAAAUCCAAGGUCUUUGAAUUCCCUGGCGGUGCAAUCCAGUGGGCCCGGUAUAGGAACAAUGUCAAAGACUACCUCAGCAUUGAAGAAGAGACCUUUGGCAGCAGCUUGAACAGUCAGAGAUCACAGAUGACUCUGGGGACCCUGAGAAUAAAAAGCAACGGUCUCCGGGCCCCUCACUGGCACUUCAAUGCUAAUGAACAUGGCUACCUUGUACAGGGGACGGCAUGGAUUGGGGUGGUUGAUGAUGGUGGUGUAGUUACGACAUACAAUGUUACAGCUGGCCAAGUGAUCUUCUUCCCUAAAAAUACUCUACACUGGAUCAAGAAUGUGGGGAACGAAGACUGCUUUUUCUUACUCUUCUUUUCCACACAUGAUGAACUUCAGACACUGGAUGUUGAUGAUGUAUUUUUUUCUGUACCUGAAGAUAUUGCUUCCAGGUCACUUAAGCCUGAAGGUGGAAUUAAUUUCAUUAGAACGUUCCAGAAGCAGAAAGAGGACCAGGGUGUCAACCUUCCCCCCAACUUGGCAGAACUGGUUAUAAAUCCUAGUUAUGUUCAGUCUCCAGAGAGUCUUGUGUGGAGAUAUUUUUAUGACCUUAAAGGUUCAAAAGAAUAUCAGUUUCCAGGAGGAGUAAUACAACUGGCACAAUACUGGAAAAAUGGAAGCGAACUAAGCAACCAAGAAAAAAUUUUUGGAGAAUUCCUGAAUCAGCAUCAGAAUGCUCUCACUUUGUGUACACUCAGAAUUUAUAACAACGGAUUACGACAGCCGCAUUUUCAUUUUAAUGCAAAUGAAAUGGGAUAUGUAAUAAGUGGAUGUGCAAAGGUGGGCAUUAUUAAUACUCAGGGUAUCGUGGAGUUUGAUGUUCACAUUGGAGAUGUGGUAUUUUUCCCCAUGGGAACCCAACAUUACAUUAAGAGCACAUGUGAUGAGGAUUUGCUUUUCCUUCUUGCCUUCAGCACCGGAGACCAGUUGCAAACUCUUGACAUGGACGAUUAUCUCCAGGCCACAGCAGACCACAUCCUGGCCCAACUUUUCUUCAAGAAGCAAAGUGAAUUUAAGAAGAUCCCCAAAUUCAAGGAGGACCAGGCAAUCAACCUGCCGUAGAUUUGCCAAUGAGUUCAUACUUAUUCUUCCUUCCUCAUUUGUUCUUAUUGUUUUUAAAGAAGGAC
This is a messenger RNA of Neogale vison (American mink), 1609 nucleotides long. RefSeq lists its product as uncharacterized. NCBI's taxonomy places the organism in Eukaryota, Metazoa, Chordata, Mammalia, Carnivora, Mustelidae. The coding region runs from base 135 to 1544 and encodes 469 amino acids. Gene Ontology annotation, biological process: activation of protein kinase B activity. Gene Ontology annotation, cellular component: Golgi apparatus; plasma membrane. The record is from RefSeq and is a predicted model, not a curated record. The transcript is spliced from 9 exons.